Messenger RNA from Poeciliopsis prolifica (blackstripe livebearer), 1174 nucleotides. RefSeq lists its product as uncharacterized. The coding region runs from base 88 to 1020 and encodes 310 amino acids. The record is from RefSeq and is a predicted model, not a curated record. The transcript has 7 exons. Lineage: Eukaryota; Metazoa; Chordata; Actinopteri; Cyprinodontiformes; Poeciliidae.
UCAUUAUCAGUCUGAAGGAAAACGAAGGCGUCAUUCAGUCAGAAGAACACGGGGAGCUUCAGUUCGAGACCAGAGAGAACUUGAGUGAUGUGGACUUCACCAAGGAGGACAUCAACGAGGAGGUGGAGUUCACUGUCCUGGCGCUCCGCCCCCGAGGAACUGGAGAGACCCAAUGGAGAGAAGGUCUCUGUGGGCCCCAACCAGACAAUGUCCAAGUCCGCGGAGGAGUUGGAGCCUCACAUGGUGCUGGACUCUGAGCUCUACGAGGGCAUCGUCAGCCAGACCAUCAUCGAGCCCAAGGAGGACGUUCCUGGAUAUCCGGGUCAGAUCGUCGCCAACAUCGGUCCGCUCAGGACCAACGUGACCUUUGACCACCGGGACUGUUCGGUGACUCUGCUGAAGAACGACCACGUCCUGAUCAACCUGCUGAUCAACACCUUGACCAACAAGAGGCGGGCCGCCAACAUCCGGCCCAAAAUCCCCUUCACCUUCCGCUACACCAAGGAGAUCCGCGAGCAGGGAACCAUCGCCUCGCUUGGUGACCAGGAGGGGGUCGUCAGCUCCACCAAGCACGGCGACUUGCCCUUUGACCUCUGCGAAAACUUCAGCGAUGCAGAGUUCGAUUCUGACGACGUGGGGAAAGACGGAGUUCACAGUGACAACGGACAAAGCCGCGGUCAGAGCGAUCUCCGGCUAAGGAGGAUGAGGAGGAGCAAGGCGGCCGAAGAUAAGAUCCUGCAGGAGCAGAAAGCCCGCGAGCUGGAGGAGCGCCAGAGGAGGGAGGAGGAGCGCAGGAGGAGGAGGAGGCGGAGAGGAGGAGGAAGGAGGAGGCGGCCGCUGCUCUGGCAGCAGCCAAAGACAAGUGGACUCCGUUCGGCUUCAGGUACAGAGUCACUGACUCCAUGCUGGAGGUCAGCAGGGAGCGCUUCCAGGGCACCGUGCUCAAAGCCAUCUGCAGGAGCCCUCCCAAGGAAGAGCAGGAGGAGGCCAAGCAGGAGGCGCUGCAGGAGGCAGAUGUGAAGGAGGAGGAGGUGACGGCGAAGGAGACGGUGCAGGAAGAGAAAGGAGGCACUGAGGUCAAGCAGGAGGAAACGGAGGACGGCGACCAGCAGGAGGCGACGCGCCUCACUGGGAGGAAGGAGAUGAAGCAGGAGGAGGAGGAGCAGCAGAUCGG